Messenger RNA from Gamsiella multidivaricata, 336 nucleotides. RefSeq lists its product as uncharacterized. The record is from RefSeq and is a predicted model, not a curated record. The transcript has a single exon. The coding region runs from base 1 to 336 and encodes 111 amino acids. NCBI's taxonomy places the organism in Eukaryota, Fungi, Mortierellomycota, Mortierellomycetes, Mortierellales, Mortierellaceae.
AUGCCUGCCAGCACUCAUCGAUACCCUAGAACCACCCCUAACUCCAUUAUUCCCCUUUUGCAGGACCUCCCUCUCGUGGCUUUGGUCCCCAACGUCCACCUCGCCAUGCCGCUUCAAGUCACCUUACCAAUGGAGAGAUCCUUUGAUGCUACACCAGGCUUCAACGCGUCCGAAUCUUUAUACAAGCCUGUCCUAGACGAUGGCCAAGAAGACGGCAACAAUGCCAUGGACCGUUGCAUUACGCUCUCCCCAUAUACCAAGGCUCUGUGCAUUAUUGCUGCCCUCAUAUCCCUGUGCCUGCAUCUUGCACUCCGUGCCAUUGCCAGUCGACAAUAA